Clonostachys byssicola is the source of this 1479-nucleotide messenger RNA. The record is from the annotation of a GenBank genome assembly. Lineage: Eukaryota; Fungi; Ascomycota; Sordariomycetes; Hypocreales; Bionectriaceae.
AUGUCACGCCUGUGGUGGUCACUGCUCCUUUGCGUUUCUGUGGUAGCUGCAACCCCUUGUGGGCGCAAAGAUCUUAGGUGUCUUCUGACUGAUCCUGCUCGACAAUGGGCUGCGAACACUACUGUGUCCUUUCCUGGCUCCGAUGAAUUUCAGCUUGCUACUGAGCGAUGGACUGUGUUUAGUCCUCCUACCUAUAGUGCAGCUAUCAGUCCAGGAACCACUGAAGAUGUCGUCAAAGCGGUGCAAUUGAUGACGUCGCAUCGGAUCCCAUUCCUUGUCCGGGGAGCUGGUCACGCCUAUACCAUCACUCCUGGGACGUUCAAGGGCGGCCUUGCAAUCGACCUGAGCCAUCAAACGUCAGUUGAGAUAGACUCAGCCGCCGAGACAAUUACUGUUGGCCCCGGCGUCACUAUCGCCGAGAUAUUUGACCCGUUAUACGAUGCUGGGUUCGAGCUGCAGACCGGAACUGCUUCCUGCCCCAGUUUGAUAGGCCUCAGCCUCGGAGGUGGCGUGGGACGACAACAAGGUCAACACGGUCUGGUUCUGGACGCCAUGGUGUCCCUUCGGGUCAUCACUGCCAGCGGAGACCAGGUUGAAGUUUCGAAAAACUCCCACCCGGAUCUGUUCUGGGCCUUCAGGGGCGCCGGCGCCAACUUUGGCGUCGUCACCUCUGCCACGUACAGUGUCAGGCCAUUGACCAACAAGGGCAAUGUCCUCAACGUCGAGUUCUUCUUCACCCCCGACCAGGUUCCAGCCUACUUCGAGGUUGUUGAAUCAUUGAACGGGAAAAUCCCUGCCAAUAUGGCCGCCAUGAACAUUAUACAGUUCAAUCCAGAGUACAACAUUACGCAACUCAUCUCUGGGUGGACAUACUUUGGGCCAGAGGACGAGGGACUGAAGUUCCUCGAGCCUAUACUUGCUCUUAGUACACCCGUAUCGCAGUCUCAAGUACCGUGGAAUCGACUUGUUGCGACAGCAGGAGGCGGGGUUGACCAGCUGAUUUGCCAACCCAACACCAUCCGCGAUCUCUACAAUGUAAACCUAAAGAACUACUCGGCGGCCACAUUUCAGCAGGUUUUCACCAAGAUGGCAGACUUUUACGAGAACCACCCAGGUGGUCGAAACAGCAUCGUCGGGAUAGAGCUGUUUCCGAACCAGGCGAUGGCGGCUGUUCCUUUGGAUGAAACUGCGUUUCCUUGGAGAGACGCGACAGGCUAUAUCUAUGCCACGUUCAUAUGGGGCCCGGGAGACUCUAAUACCGAAUCGGCCGCUAGGUCUCUUGGUCCUGAGCUGCGGAACGACCUUGCAGCUACUUCUGGGUAUGAUAGCCUCACCGUUUUCGUCAAUUACGCCCGUGGCGAUGAGCCUCUCGAAAGCGUCUAUGGGGCAGAUAAACUACCACGUCUGGUGGAUUUGAAGAGGACCUGGGACCCAGACAAUGUUUUUAGGUACAACAACGGGCUGAUCAGAGGCUACUAG